UCUUGACUCGAUCGCGUCGCGAAGAGACACAUCAUCUUCUUCAAGUCACAAGCACAAAUUUGAUCCACAAUAGAACCUCUCGUCUCACAAGUCACAGUUGAGUCUGUGUUGAGUUUUGCGUAUUCUCGAGACUUGGGCUGCUUGCAUGCAUAUAUACACGCACGCCCACAAAAAACAUUCAAAUACACGCAGAGCGACCUUUUACCUUCUUUUCGCGCGAAAUCGCCAUCAAGUCAUUGUCAUCCCGUCCACACAAUCGAGCUCACACCUAGGUCCGGCACUUCCGGCUCUCUUUCAACAAUCGAUCUUGGGAGCGUACUUUGCAAGUGACUCGCAACAAGCAAGCGCUGCAAGAAAUGGCUGCGGUAGCCAGCUCAAGCAGGGCUUCGCCGCCGGAUAGAUCGCAGCAACAGCAUAGGCCGACCAACUCAAGAAUACUAGGAGACAUCACUGCCGAACCGCUCUUAGUCGCCGCUUCCACAGGCAGCGAUAAGCCAUUGCAAGCACUGCACGCCCAGAACCUCGCCCAAUCCUCACUUCACACACAAGAGGUCCAAGCUCACUUUCUGAAUCAGGCGCCCAAAUUUGUAGAGCUGCACAAUACGCUUUCAACCAGCUUGUCGCAGCUGGAAAGCUUGAGCAGCUUCUUGUCCACCUUUAGCGCUGAUCUCGGUGCUGUGUCAUCGCACAUCAGCACGCUUCAAGCCAGAAGUCAAGAGCUGGAACGGAGACUGGUAGCCAGACGCAAGCUGGAAUUGCCGCUCAACGACCUGGUGCAGAGCAUCAGCAUCAGUCCGGAGACGCUCAAGCACAUUCUGGACGAGGAGCCAAACAAGGAUUGGCAAGGCUACCUUGCGGAGGUGGAAAAGGUGCUUGAUGCUUCCAGCUCAGCGGCUGCGGCCAGCUUGCUGAGCAAGAAAGAGAACACAGCUUCAACUCAAGGAAAUAUCGUCUCGGAUGGAGAGGCGUUGGAGGAAGUGAGAAAGAUAGCAGAAGGCGCAAAAAUGGUUGCCGCUGCCAAGCUGCGAGGUUCACUUCUAGCGCCGCUACAACCCAUCAAACGCAGCUUGACUGCGAAUCUCACCCUCCUGCAAUCUCUUCUACUGCGAUCGCACAGAGGUCUGUACGGCUUCCUAGCUCGUCAAAUGCCUCGAGUCGCUAUCGACGUGCAGCGCGAAUACGUCGGUCUUGCCAGGCUUUACUACGAGACUGGAUUCAGAAGGUACGAGCGGGCGCUCAAGUAUGCGAGAGAGAAAGCGAGGAGAAGAGAGUCUCGAGCAGCUGUUCUGAUUGCAGAAGUCAUGCCUCCUGGAGCCACUGGCGCUGGACCUGAUGCUGAAGGAGACACAUGGCUUCUAGAUACUUUGCGACUGGAACAUGCAAAGAUGGCCGAUGGACCUCCAGUGUGCUUGGCAUACCAGGCAGAGGACCCCACAAUGCGGCAUCCCAUCGAGUCCCUCUUUCGCAGCCUCUCUCUGGUCAUGCUAGACAAUGCAUCAGCGGAGUAUUGUUUCAUCGCGCGCUUCUUUGAGGACUUGGAAUCGAUGCCAGUCAAGCCGUCAAAGACGCUUGAGGAUCUUUCAGACGACGGACCAGAGCCCGAGGAGAGCGCCAGUGCAGCAGGCGACGCUGAGGAAGCUUCGGAAACAGCCAAGACCAGCAUCGGUGGUGGUGGAGGCACAAUGCGGGAGGAAGCGCAUGGCGAUGUUACGCACUUGUCCAAAAGGGAACAGCAAGCGAUGCAGGGACGAGCGGCAGGUGCUGAUGAAUUGUGGCGACAGGUAAUGGAGCCCGUAUUGGGCCACUGGACGACAUUCGUCAAGUCACUUCUUGCGCCUUCGCCCCCUUCAAUGCUCAGCCUCCUCACCGUUUUACAGCAUCUGGAAGGACUGUUGAGCGAGAGCACCGCGCGUGGUGUCUCUCGCGUUCUACAGCCGACGUUGAUGAACUUCAAGAUGGAGGCGUAUCCCGUUCUUCAGCGUCAGUGGGACGAACAUAUCGCUAGUAUCAAGAAAUUUGCGGACACUGGGACGCCACAGUCUGGUGGAGUUCUCACUUCCGCUAAUGUAGGCACAGAAACCAUCGCUGCUGGAUUUGGAAGCUUCGUCAGGGCCGCUGCGAACACUGUCUCGAAUCCUUUCGGUUCCCAAGAUCCGCGCGUCACAGACCAGCACGUCGUAACAGUCUCGUACAGAUACGGCCGCCUCUAUUCGAGCGUCGUGUCGCUGACGAUGUCGGAAGAGUUCCCGGAUGCGGCAUCCAGCAAUCCAGCGCUGUUCUCGUCACUGCUGCGCUUGCGCGCAGAGGUGGAAAGACUGAUCGAGAAGCAGGUGGAGAGAAUCUCUAAGAGGAAAGCGUCUGGAACGGCAGAUGAUGCAUCAGGUCCCAAUGCCGCUGGCUUGUUGGCGAUGAGCAGCGUGACUGCCGUCAAGCGGGCUCUCGAGAAUGGACCAGCAGCUCUUUCACACCCGCGGUUGCAGACUGAAAUGUCGCAUUGGUCGGAGACGGAGAGGAGCAGGAGAUUGGGUUGAGCGGAAGCCGCACACGUUUUUCGCAUUGCUAAUCGUAUCAAUACACAAUUCUUGCUGUCAUGCCAAUGAUAAUUGCAUAAUUCUCUGCG
Ceraceosorus guamensis is the source of this 2620-nucleotide messenger RNA. RefSeq lists its product as hypothetical. Gene Ontology annotation, molecular function: syntaxin binding. The record is from RefSeq and is a predicted model, not a curated record. Bases 357 to 2531 code for a protein of 724 amino acids. The transcript is spliced from 7 exons. Gene Ontology annotation, cellular component: GARP complex. Gene Ontology annotation, biological process: endocytic recycling; retrograde transport, endosome to Golgi; Golgi to vacuole transport. Lineage: Eukaryota; Fungi; Basidiomycota; Exobasidiomycetes; Ceraceosorales; Ceraceosoraceae.